Manihot esculenta (cassava) is the source of this 1462-nucleotide messenger RNA. RefSeq lists its product as uncharacterized. The transcript is spliced from 3 exons. NCBI's taxonomy places the organism in Eukaryota, Viridiplantae, Streptophyta, Magnoliopsida, Malpighiales, Euphorbiaceae. The record is from RefSeq and is a predicted model, not a curated record. The coding region runs from base 215 to 1405 and encodes 396 amino acids.
UUUACGUUUAGGAUUUCUCUGAAAUGGAGCCUGUAGCUUUAGCGGUAGACAGGAUUAAAGAGUUUACUAACUCUGGCCAACGAAUACUCGACGGUCUCCUUCAUCGCCGGGACAAUUUCACUCGCCCAAAUCCGUUGCUUAUGUUGGACAGGCACUCAUUUUGUGCCUCCCAUCAUUGAUCAAAUUUCUGGUUCCUUGGGGAACAACAAGCUGAAUGAUAGAGCCUUACAAGGUGCAUAUUAUAUUUUUUCAGAUUGAGAUCCUGAAGCGGUUGCAGCGAGAAGCAUUUUCAGACUUAAUGAAACUUAGGGACAGGCAAGACAAGGUUGAGAGGAUGCUUUCCUUCUAUAAAACAUCCAGGAGAAGUCCAUCCAAUACCCAUAUGAGGGGAGAGAUUGAUGUGCUAGGGGCAGUAUUAUUGUUGGGAAAUGUUGACCAGCAGCAUUAUGAUGCCCUUGGUAGAGCAGGAAUUAAAACUGGUGUUGAUUCAAGGUUCACUUUUGAAACAACUAUCCGGGAGAAGGAUGCUCUUCUGGCAGAGCUAGUGGGAACCAGAAAAUAUGGUGAUGAAGUUUCACCUAUUGCACUCUCUCUGUCUAAGGUAUCGUAUAAAGCAAAAAUUAGUGACUGGUUUUCUGCGAUUGCGAUCCCUGUAGGAGCUCAAUUCAGAGAUCUUGGAAUCACUACCAACUCUUCCAACCAGAAAAAGGGCCUGACUGAUCUUUCCUCUGUUGAGCCACCCCUUUUGAAUCAGCGUAAUGGUAGUGCAAUUGGCUUGACAGUGAGAAAAUCAAAUGUGACUGCUUCAAUGGCUCAGUCUGUUUCUGAAUUAGGAAUGCAGCCAUGUUCAGAUGGAAUUGAGCAGUGCUUCAGUACAUUCGGCCAAAUAAUCUGUCAACUUCCUAGAGGAAUAAAACUCUCACUUUUGGGUGUCCACCAUGUACAAAAAUCAUCUAGUCACCAUGUCAAGCUUGGAGCUCUCAAUAUUCCUAUGGCCUUCCAGAAACACCAUAAAUUUCCUGAGACAAUGGUAGAAGCAUCUACUUCAUUGACAGAAACAAACACACCUCAGACUUUCUCAACGGGAUCAAUUGCUAUGAAGUUGGAGACAGAACUCGAUGAGAACACUAGAAUUGGGAGUUGGAUAGAAAUGAACAAUUCGAAUUCUAAGCAGUUACGAUGGGCUGUGAACUUGUUCGAUGAUUCUGAAGAUGAAUCCGGAUGGGGUAUUUGUGUAAGUGGGAUGAGGGAUGAUGGUUCCAGUAACUGGACCCAUUUACAGGCCGAAUCAUACUUAAAAUUAAACAUUGGAGACAAACUCAGCGUAAAACCAGGCAUUGCUUAUGCAGUGGAAAGUAAUGCCAGAAUAUUUGCUCUCAUGCUUCGUUCGAACUGGUCCUUCUGAUUGUUGUCUUCUUCUUUUCCACCAUUUAGGACAAUCUGAUUAUUUGGAAGGUCAAAA